UUUUACAGUUAAACAUCGAUUUCAAAGCAUGCCGCCGCCGCCACAAAGUUGAUAUUUCCGCGUAUUUUGACCAAGACCAGUCAAAAUGGAGAGUGAAGGAAAAUUAAGCUAUGUGAAGAAGGUGAUCCACUCGCUUGUGGUGUCCAGUCCACAGCGUAUGACCAUCGAAACGCUGAUGCGCGACUACCGCAGCGAGGAGGGCUGCAACGUGCCAUAUAGCACGCUGGGAUUCCGCGACAUGGAAAGCUUACUGCGGUCCAUUCCGGACACUGUUCUGGUAAUGGGACAUGGACCUACAGCCAACGUGCUGGCGGUGACCACUGCGAAUUCGGCGCACAUACAAAACCUGGUCCAGUGCCAGAAGAAGCCCAGCAAACGUUCGGGCAAAAUUAAAGCCAAGUUUUUCUACCGCUCGGAACAAUCGGAUCUGAAAUUUAUAAACGAAAGAAUCCGGAACAUGCAGCAUCAGCAGCAAUGGCAACAGCAACAUCAGCAGCAGCAGCAAAGGCAAUACCAGCAACCAGUCCACCAUGUGCCCAUCUCCUAUCCCAACUACAGUCGUCUGUACAGACCGCCAGUGGUCUAUCCCAAUAUAAACGCCCUAAUGUGCGCCGGACAGCAGCAACAGGUUCCCUAUUUUAACCCACCGAUGUUGUGGCCUAACCAAACCUUUGGGAUGCUGAACCCGUUUCCAUAUCCCUAUCCGCAGAACGUUCCGAUGUACCCCAAGAUCGCACCAAACCCUCCAAGGCAAAAUCUUACAAGACCCGAGGUACUGAUCGUUCGAAAUCCUCAGCCACAUGCGGUCGUUCAGGCCAGUCUCCCGGAAAAACCACAAAUCGAAAUCAAGGAAAUGGUAGAUUCAUUCAAGAAACUUUCGACGGAGAAUACGGCUCCAACUGGAUUUGUAGAUCCCCUGGAUAAUGAACCUUACGUGUCUGAUGGCGAUAAGUGGACUAGAGAUGACUUCAGUUCAGAAGAUGAAAUAUUGUCAUCGUCGGCGACAAGGGAAGAGAAGCCGGAUCUGGUCAGCCCCAUUGCGGAAGCAAUAGAGGUUGAACUCGAGCCUAUUUCCCAAAGCGAACUCAAUCCGGAAUCCUUGUCGAAGCCCGCAACUCCGGAAAGUAUAGACCAGUCUCGGGGACGCAAUAACCCCUUCAUAGAGUCCUCGGAUGAGGAGGAAACCGAUCCUCACCCUGUGACAGCUUACCUCAAGCUCCAGGAAUCCCUUCGUAGAUACGAGUCCUCUGAUGACGGGAGCGAUGAGAGUGCCAUUCCAGCUUAUGCUGUGGACGAUCGCGUUCUAAGUGUUGACUAUCCAAAAGACUGCAUUCGUUCCGAUUUCAAGCUGCCAGUUCGCAACGCCUCAGACAUUUUUGAGGUAGGGCAGCGCAUCGAAGUUCAGCUAGUGCGGGUGGAGCAUCCGCACAGCUUCAAUUUUUGGAUAUACAACGAAGAGUAUGAGGACUACAAGGCUAUGUACCUCAGUAUGCAAGUCUGUUAUGAGAGUCAGUUUCCAGAUAAGUACACAAUGCCAUUGUGCCUGAUCACCACAGAUCAUAUCUGCGCGGUGCGAUCCAGCAAAAAUAAUGCUUGGGAACGAGCUCAAGUGGUUAGACAUCAGCCUGGGAACUCGAGUAAGAUUAUCGAGGUGCAACUGGUCGACACCGGUGAGGUGAUGUGUGUGAGCCACAAGGAUGUGAGGCAUUUGCUUAAAGAGUUUGCCACGCUUCCGCCGCAAUGCUUAAAUGGCCGCCUAGCCUUUAUAACGCCCUGGAAGGGUCCGGGAUGGUCAGCCGAAGCGGUUAAGUACUUCUUCAGGUUGGUUUCAUUUCGCCGGCUCUACGCCAAGAUCGAGGGCGUUAAGAAUAACUUUGCCUAUUUGGUGCUGGUAGAUCCGGAAACCGUGGCGCCGCUCAACAAGAACCUUAACAGGGCCCUUAUUGAGUCUGGCUGGGUGCGUCGCUGCUACACAAACUAGACCUAUGUUACCUUAUAUUACUUAUAGCAUAUAGAUUAGGUUAAAUUGGCAUAGAAUGUCGCAGUUAUUCUUAUGUUUCUCCACUAAAUGACUUUAAUUUCGCAGAUAAUUUCGAUAUGUGGAUAUCAGAAAAAUGAAACUCGUAAUUUGUAUUAUUUUUAAGGCAAACGCUGUCCUUCUGCUUUUCGUUUUUAUUAGUUUACGUGUAAUAAAAUACUAAGUUACAUAAA
Messenger RNA from Drosophila serrata, 2211 nucleotides. RefSeq names its product tejas (gene tej). Gene Ontology annotation, biological process: piRNA processing; spermatogenesis; P granule organization. Gene Ontology annotation, cellular component: P granule. NCBI's taxonomy places the organism in Eukaryota, Metazoa, Arthropoda, Insecta, Diptera, Drosophilidae. The record is from RefSeq and is a predicted model, not a curated record.